GGAGAUGCGUUAUCCAUGAGGUUGCACCUUAUGGAUUCUUUAUCCAUGAAUUUUUUUAUAAAUUUUCCAAUUUUUUCUCUAAAAAAGAAAAAAAGUUAAGUUGAUACAUACUUCUAGUGGAAGAGUUUGAGCCCUUCCAGAAAAAGAAACUACUAAUCCGGAAAAGAUGAAAAUAACAUUUUGAAAGAAUACAAUGGGAGUAUAUUAGGAAUAACUCAAAGUAGUGGGAAAAGGAGUUAUGAAGAGAAGAGAAAAAAAAAAAAAGGAAAGAAACGGACGAGUUGACAAAGAGAAGAAAGAGUGAUGAUUAAGUAAAGUAAAAGAAAAAUUCUCUCCUUUAACUUCUGUGAUGUUUUAUAUAUAUAAGGCAGUCUGGUUCACCACUACUCUCACAAAACAAAGAAAAUAACCAACAUUAGAACAAAAAUAUUUCUGAGCCAAACUUUCCUUUUCUGUUAUCUUCAACUUUUAACUGUAUUUUGGACCUUCAAUCUUCACCUUCGUCACUUCCUAAUCUUCUUUUUAACUUGUUUUUUCUUUCUUUCUUUCUUGUAAUCUUCUCUUCACCUUCAUCAUAAAACCUUUAUUGUAUUAACAUCCAAUUUUUCUGAACUUUAUUUGUAUUGUUUACAUGGCUGCAGCUUUAGAUUUUUACAGAAAUGAUGAGGAAUUUGAACCUUUCAUUAAUACUUCAACACCCACAAAUUCAUAUUUGAUUAACUCUUCUUUACCUCCAAACAACAACCUUUACAUGAUUACUCAAGGAUUUAAUGAAAUGGGUAAUGCUCAAACUCCUUCAUUUGAGCUUCUAAACUUCAUUCCUUCACAACAGCUUCUUCCUUUUUCAAUGGCUCCCACUUUAAAUGUAGAGAAAACCAACCAUUUUCUUUCACCAAAACCAACACUUAUGAAACAAAACAAAUCCACAAAAUUAUACAGAGGAGUAAGACAAAGGCAUUGGGGAAAAUGGGUUGCAGAGAUCAGAUUGCCUAAGAAUCGAACUCGUCUUUGGCUCGGAACAUAUGAAACUGCUGAAGAAGCUGCCUUAGCCUACGAUAAGGCAGCAUAUAAGCUUCGAGGAGACUACGCUCGUCUCAAUUUCCCUCAUCUGAAACACCAUGGAGCUCAUGUGACGACUGAAUUUGGCCAUUAUAAGCCUCUUCAUUCUUCUGUGAAUGCUAAACUUGAAGCUAUUUGUCAAAACUUGGAAAUUUCUCAAAAACAAGGGAAAACAGAGGAACCCUGUUUCUCCUCUGUUUCUGGUUCUGAUUCUGGUUCUAUGGAGAAUGUUUCAUCAACAAAUGUUGAGAUUUUGAUCCCUAAAACAGAGGUUUUAUGGGGUUCGGACGAAUCUUCGGCUGCCUCAUGUUCACCGGAAUCAGGCGUUUCAUUCUUGGAUUUCACUGAAUCUUCUUGGGAUGAAUCUGAUAGUGUUGCCUUGGAUAAGUUUCCUUCCUUUGAAAUAGACUGGGCUUCUCUUUGAAUCUUGCCUCUUAUCCUUUUUAUCUCUUUGUUUUCUUGUUUGUUUUUUCUUUGUUUAGGUCUUUGCAAAUUGGAAUUUUUGACAUUUGCAAGAGGGGAAUCUUGUUAAUAUUACUGCUAUUUUAAUUUGUCAAUACAAUGUAUUAGUAUCUUCCUCAAAACUCAGAACUCAGAACUCAGAACUCAGAAGUGGUUUGGUGGUAGUUUUUUUUUCCGCUUAACCAAAGAUAAUUUAGGAUUUUAUGUUUUUCAUCUAGUUCUUGUAAGGUUAGUUAUCAUAUUGUAAGUGGUGUUUUUUU
Messenger RNA from Beta vulgaris subsp. vulgaris (sugar beet), 1781 nucleotides. Its product is annotated as ethylene-responsive transcription factor RAP2-4. Gene Ontology annotation, biological process: regulation of DNA-templated transcription. Gene Ontology annotation, molecular function: DNA binding; DNA-binding transcription factor activity. The transcript has a single exon. Bases 632 to 1483 code for a protein of 283 amino acids. The record is from RefSeq and is a predicted model, not a curated record. NCBI's taxonomy places the organism in Eukaryota, Viridiplantae, Streptophyta, Magnoliopsida, Caryophyllales, Amaranthaceae.